Messenger RNA from Lates calcarifer (barramundi perch), 1369 nucleotides. RefSeq names its product nucleoside-triphosphatase, cancer-related (gene ntpcr). The record is from RefSeq and is a predicted model, not a curated record. Bases 116 to 685 code for a protein of 189 amino acids. Gene Ontology annotation, molecular function: ATP hydrolysis activity. Lineage: Eukaryota; Metazoa; Chordata; Actinopteri; Centropomidae. The transcript is spliced from 6 exons.
CGCGCAUGCGUCAAAAAUCUGUGUACGGAAGAGCUGCAGCAGCACGUCGAAUGGUUCCAAACAGAGAUGUUCAAACACGUUUUCUUGACAGGACCUCCAGGCCCCUGAGGCUGAAAUGGAUUACGCAUUUGGUGUGGGGAAAACCACUUUGGUCCAGAAAGCCUGCGAGGCUUUAGUGUCAUCAGGAGUGGGUGUUGAAGGGUUUUACACAGAGGAGGUCAGAGAGGGAGGCAGGAGAGUCGGCUUUGAUGUCGUCACUAUGACAGGAGAGAGGGGCCACCUGUCCAGAAUCAGAGAUGUUGCUGGUGCGUCUCAUGGCAGACGGGAAUACACAGUUGGGCAGUAUGUGGUUGACUUGCCUUCAUUUGAAAACCUGGCUCUCCCCCUCUUCAGAAACGUGGGGUCAGCAGCUGGGGCCAGCAGGAAGGUGUUUGUCAUUGACGAAAUUGGCAAAAUGGAGCUCUUCAGCCAGUCGUUCAUCAGGUCAGUGAGACAGACCCUAGAUGGCUCUUCCUGCACCAUCCUGGGCACCAUUCCCAUCCCUAAAGGUAAACCACUGGGUCUCGUGGAAGAAGUGCGGAGCAGGAGAGACGUCAAAGUCUUUACUGUGUCUAAGGAGAACAGAAAUGCUAUUCUACAAGACAUUUUAGCAGCACUACAAGACUGUCUAAAACAUACAGCCUAAUACAGAGCUAUUAAAAGGGGAACAGCUUAGCAGUUUGUGUGUAUUUUUGUGCUGACAACAAGUUUUAUUUGUGUCAGUGCAUAUACACUAAACACAGCCAGACCAUCCACUGGGUCUGUACACACUUUGUAACAGGGUUGUGACCCAACCUGAUGGGCGCCAGAGCUGCUGAAAGAGUUAGUGUGUCACAUGCAUGCAUUUAUGUACACAAUUCUUUUUUUUUCAUCCUCACGCAACCUCAAAAUGGAUUGCAUGCUGAAUAAUUGAUUGUGAGAUGGAACACAGCAGGGGAAUUGUUCGGUUAGUGUGUAAAUACCCCAUGCUCUCAGAGCAAAAGACUGCUUGGUCCUCAAAACAGCUGUGUUUUAUUUUUUAUUUAGCUGUUGGUCUUACCCAGACUCUGGCGGGCAGUUCUCAUUUUUAGUGCAUAAUAUUCAUUUGUUCACAAGGACAAGUGGUGCUGCUUUGUCUUUGAAAGCGAGCAAACAAAGCAGUGCCUCUUGUCAUGAAUUUAGCCCUGUGCUAUGUGAGCCUCCAUUGUGUUUGUCUUGUCAACCUGUGAAUGUGCCCACUGAACAUCAAUCAAUAUUUAACAGUACAUGUAUGUCCAAUCCUUUCAUGGUUUAUUCAUCUACUAGCAUGGACGAAGAAAUGGAAAAAUAAACCAUUAUUUCCUUUCAACAA